AUGUCGGAAUCUCACUCUCAGCCGGACUUAUCACGAUAUCGCCCGGUCCUCUACCUGCUCACGGGGGUUGUAGCCGCAUACGCUCUGGUCUAUGUGAACAAUCAGCUUUUGUCAUCUUCAUCGUCGCAGUCAUCUCUUCGCCGCCGGAGAGCCGUUCGCCGCUCGAGACGCAAUGAGCCCGAACAACCCGCGGCCGUCGAAACGCCCUCCUCCCGGGCGAUUGCCCAUCUGGAACAACUGGAACGUCAAAAUGGGGUCUAUGGCACAUUCCGCAUAGAAACUGAAGAUGGACGUCGUGUGGAAAGCGGACUGCUCCCGUCGCUACUGGCAACACGGGACCAGCUGAUGGAGGAAGUCGGGGUCCCUGAAGCGCAUGCCGAGCGGAUGCGCGAAAUGAUGGAAGACACAUUCUUGGAGUCCUUUCUGGCGCUGGACUUCCCACCGACACAUACGUUGACUGACGGAACUCCGGAGCGGGAAUACUUGACCGAGCAGCUGCAACAGCGAGGGAUCUCGCGCGCCGGUAUCGAGCGGGCAUUGACCCGGUUUAACGAGGACAGCAAUUACGGAGAGGAACUGCGACGGCGUCGGCAGAAUGGCGAGCGAGUCACAUUAUCCACGUCGACCUUCCCGGAUGAAUCGUCGCCGGCGAUAAACAUGGAUGGCGGCGAGACGGUGGUCGAUGAUCAGAGCGUUUUUUCGUGGCGCGACGGCAACAACGAGACUUCACCGACACGCGAGGGCCAGAACUUGCUCAAUCUACUGUACCACAUUGCGGAGGACCAGGCCCGGAGGGAUGGGUAUAUCCACAGAGGGGUGACGUGUAACAGCUGCGGAGCCAUGCCCAUCCAAGGCAUUCGGUAUCGCUGCGCGAACUGCAUCGACUACGACCUCUGCGAGACAUGUGAGGCCAUGCAAGUACAUAUUAAGACCCAUCUAUUCUACAAGGUGCGCAUUCCAGCACCGUUCUUGGGGAACCCGCGGCAGUCCCAGCCCGUCUGGUACCCCGGCAAGCCAUCCAUGCUCCCGCGCAGCCUGCCUCGUUCUCUGGCAAAGCGUCUGAUGAAGGAGACCAGCCUGGAAAACACGGAACUGGAUGCACUCUGGGACCAGUUUCGUUGCCUCGCAAAUCAUGAAUGGAUCGAUGAUCCAAACAAACUCUGCAUGGCGAUCGACCGCAAGACAUUUGACCGGUGUUUUGUUCCGAACACCUCGAUCCGCCCUCCCCCACCUAGUCUCAUCUAUGACCGGAUGUUUGCAUUUUACGAUACCAAUGGCGAUGGCCUUAUUGGCUUUGAAGAAUUCCUCACAGGUCUCGCCAGUCUUAAUAACAAGAGUAUUGAUGAACGGAUGCGCCGCGUUUUCCGUGGCUACGAUAUCGAUGGCGACGGUUACGUCGAAAGAAAGGAUUUCUUGCGGGUUUUCCGUGCCUACUACACCCUCAGCCGAGAGCUGACCCGGGACAUGGUCGCAGGGAUGGAAGAUGACUUCCUGGAAGGCGGCGCUCGAGACGUCGUGCUAGGUAUGCAGCCCAUCAGUUCCGCGUUCCCUGGCAACAUCCCCUCGGGCGAAGCGUCUCGAACUGGAGAAGGAAAGCGUAUGAACUUGGAAGGGGAUAUGGAUAUUGUCGACAGCGAGGGCGUGCUACGACCGGAUGGCACGGACACCGGGAAUCGCCACUCUGUCGUCGGGGACUCUGCCGUUCGAAACAGGUUCGGCAACGUGCGCCCGUUGUUUCCGUCUGUACGGCUAUCGACGCCUACUGGGCCCCGCGCCGCGGUGAGAAGGAGUGAAACUUUCGAUCAUGGUGAUGAUGGCAGUUCCGACGAUGCGUCCAGCUCGUCCGUGGCCACGGACCGCUGGCCUCCCGCUGAGCACAUCCUUGAAGAAGAUGUGGUCCGAGCUCUUGGGGCGCCUGUUCCCCUCGAAGAAGUCACCGACCCGGUCGACAGAGCUCGCAUCGACACGGCCGUGUACAACCGGAUGUACGAUGAUGACCAGCGACAAGUGAACGAUGUCCGCCGGCACGGCAUCGAUGAGCGGUGGCGACGACGAGCGUUCUAUACCGACGAAGAAGACGGGGCAGCGGCUCCAGAGGGCUACGAAACCGACCCGGAUGCCGAACGAUUGUCUGACGAGGAGGCGCUCGAUGAUCAUUUUGAAUCUCACCCACCGUCCCCGCGAUCUCGAUCAUCAUCCAAAGUCCGCUUCCAGGACGAUCUUACAGACGACUACGAUGUGAGAUCCAAUCCGUCCACGUCCUCACGGAGCAUAUUGGUUGGUGAGAGGUGGGGAGGGUUCGAAGUUCCCGAGGUCGAAAAGGAUGUAGGAAAGGAGAUCCUCUACCAAGUCACCCAGCAAGGCUUCAACGAGUUACUGGAUAUUCUCUUCAAACCCAAGGAAGACCUGCUCAUGGAAGCAUACAACACCCGCGUGGAGCGCAAGUUCUGGGCCCGAGAGAUCGAGCUCGCCGCGCAGCGUCCUGAAAAUCAAUUUGACCAGAUGUUGAAGCGGGAAGAGAAGCAGAAGGUGGACGAGGAGAUCAAGGAAACCGAAGACGAUGAGAAGAAUCCAUUCAGCGACCGACCACUGGAGGAGCUCCUCGACCGUGCGGGAUAUUCGAUCCGCAGCCCCCCUCUCCAGCCUCUGCGAGACAGCCCCAUCUUCGCUCCCCGGUCCCCCGAGUUGCGACUACCGGAUGACGACGUACGACCGACAGACCUCGCCCAGCCUGACGAGGUGGAAGAAGGAGAGGACGACGACGACGACGACGACGACGAAGAGGAUGCAGAGAGCGAGGACGCCGAUCGACUUGUGGUCUCGAACCCGCUCGAGAUGCAAGCCAACGAAUUGGCGAUUCCCCCAGCUACCCUCCCACCAGGCUCUUUGACAAUGGAAGGUAGACAACCUGCCGUCGUGGACACGGAUUUCGAUCCUACGCUGCCGCACCACCGUCCGAACGAGGACACUCUGCAUGCCUAUGACUCGGGCUCCUACUCAUCCUCGGUGCACACCAUCUUUGACGACGCUCAGCAGCACAACCUUCCCCCCGAGCUGCGCUUCCCACCCCAGGGCCCGACCUCUUUCUUCGGAACCUCGUCAGCACCUGCUUCUCUGGCCGCGUUCUCGCCCGAAGCCGAGGCCACUGCGCCUAAACACUCUCCCUCGCCCAUCCAUCCCCUCCCACCCACUGCCAGUCCAUCACCUCCCCACCGAACCGGACCUACGCAACCCCCCUCCCAACUGACACUGUCCCGGUGGGCGUACCUGAACUAUAUCGAGCGCCAAGCGCACCUGCGCGGCGGCAGCGGUGCCAAACUGAACUUUGAUGAGUUCUCGCGGCGCAUGGGAGCCGAUCGAGGUCGUCGGUUAGCCUUUGUCGCCAGCUGGAUCGAAAUGGCCAGCUUUUAA
Messenger RNA from Aspergillus affinis, 3411 nucleotides. RefSeq names its product EF hand domain protein. Gene Ontology annotation, molecular function: zinc ion binding; calcium ion binding. Lineage: Eukaryota; Fungi; Ascomycota; Eurotiomycetes; Eurotiales; Aspergillaceae. The transcript has a single exon. Bases 1 to 3411 code for a protein of 1136 amino acids. The record is from RefSeq and is a predicted model, not a curated record. Gene Ontology annotation, cellular component: intracellular membrane-bounded organelle; cytosol; membrane.